Sodiomyces alkalinus F11 is the source of this 1932-nucleotide messenger RNA. RefSeq names its product WD repeat-containing protein. NCBI's taxonomy places the organism in Eukaryota, Fungi, Ascomycota, Sordariomycetes, Glomerellales, Plectosphaerellaceae. Gene Ontology annotation, cellular component: nucleolus; nucleus; 90S preribosome. The transcript is spliced from 2 exons. Gene Ontology annotation, biological process: maturation of SSU-rRNA from tricistronic rRNA transcript (SSU-rRNA, 5.8S rRNA, LSU-rRNA). Gene Ontology annotation, molecular function: protein binding. Bases 1 to 1932 code for a protein of 643 amino acids. The record is from RefSeq and is a predicted model, not a curated record.
AUGAAGCUCACCAAUCCGGGCACAGUCCCGGUCUACACAGUAUCUGGUGCAUCGACAGCAAGGCCGUUGCCCGACUGGCUCGCGAGACGGAGAAAGCGAUCGCUCAAGAAUGACCCCGAGUACCAGAACCGCGUCGAACUUCUUCAGGACUUCGAGUUUGAAGAGGCAAGCAACUGCAUCGCCGUCAGCGAAGACGGUGACUGGGCCGUGAGCACCGGAACUUACAAGCCCCAAUUCCACGUCCACACGCUCUCGCAGCUCUGCCUCUCCUUUGCCCGCCACACAGAUUCUCUGACGGAGAAGCUAGCGCUCCUGUCAUCCGACUACUCUAAGAUCCUCCUCCUCCAGAAUGACCGAAGGGUGGAGCUGCAUACUCCGAUGGGUAUGCACUAUUCUAUCAGGAUGCCGAGAUACGGUCGAGACCUCGUCUACGAUCGCCCGUCCGCCGAAGUUUACGUCCCAUCUGUCGGCGUCGAUCAGGACGGAUUCGGAGAAGUGUUUCGUCUUAACUUGGAGAUUGGGAGGUUCAUGAAAUCUUUCCAAGUCGACGUCGGUGGAGACGACCCCGGUUCUGGCCUGCAGGGCGGCAUCGGUGCGGGCAGCAUCAACACAGCGGCCAUCGCCGAAAACUCCCACGGUCUCGCUGCCUUUGGUACGUCGAUCGGCACCGUGGAGUUUUGGGACCCGAGGUCUAAAUCCCGAGUGGCUCUUCUCUCCACCCAAGAAGGCGGGAUUACAACCCUGGACUUCAAUAACUCGGGUCUCUCCUUGGCUACGGGUUCGUCCAACGGCAUGGUGCAGCUCUUCGACCUCCGACGACCCGUCCCGCUUCUUUCCAAGGACCAAGGCUACGGGUUCCCUAUUAAGAAGUUGAUUCACAUGACGACAGCGUCUCAGGAAAAGAAAAUCAUGUCAGCGGACAAAAGGAUCAUCAAGAUCUGGGACGAGCUCGAUGGGGAACCCUUCACUUCCGUGGAGCCCAUUGUGGACCUCAACGAUGUGGCAUGGUGUAAGAAUACGGGCAUGCUGCUCACCGCCAACGAAGGGAAACAACAACAUUCCUUCUUCAUCCCGGGUCUCGGACCCGCUCCCAAGUGGUGCUCGUUCCUCGACAAUAUGGUGGAAGAGAUGGCCGAGGAAGCGAAGACAGAGACCUACGACAACUACAAGUUCCUCACGCUACCCGAGCUGAAGUCACUAAGCCUGACGCACCUGGUUGGAAAAUCAAGUUUGCUACGGCCAUAUAUGCACGGCUAUUUUGUCGCCUCGAAACUGUACGACCAGGCACGUCUGAUCGCGAACCCAUACAUCUGGGAAGAAGAGAGGACCAAGCGCAUCAAAGAAAAGGUGGAGAAGGAGCGCGAGAGCAGGAUCCGGGGCAAGAAGAAGGUCAAGGUCAACCAGAAGCUGGCAGACAAACUUCUGCAGCGGCAGCAAAAUCGGGAGAAGGUGGAUACCGAAGCUGGUAUGCUCGGAGACGAUCGUUUCGCCAAGAUGUUCGAGGACGAAGCCUUCGUCGUGGACGAGACGAGUCACGAGUUCAGGUCUCUCAACCCGAGCACAGUUGUCCCUGGCUCUGCGCCUGCUGGCGGGUUUGGUCAAGUUGGCAAUCAGAACGACAAGCGAAACGGCGGCAGUGGUGCUACACGUCAACAGGCAGGUCAGGCGAAGGCGGAGCCGGACGUCACCAUGAAGGUCUCGUCAUCCAAGGGCCGCAAUUCGAAGGACGCCGCAUUCGGAUCCAGACCACAGAAGGCAGGGCGUGUCACCAAAGCUCGAGGUGACGUGGUGGGCGAGCAUCAGAUCACCUUCGUCCCGGAGAGAAGGAAAAAGAAGUCUGAAUGGUCACAACCGAAGGACGAACAGCCACAGGAGAAGAGAUCAGGACCCAGACGGAGCGCGUCCACAAAUACAUUUAGGAAAAUGCGGUAA